Lottia gigantea (owl limpet) is the source of this 1051-nucleotide messenger RNA. RefSeq lists its product as hypothetical. Lineage: Eukaryota; Metazoa; Mollusca; Gastropoda; Lottiidae. The transcript has 2 exons. The coding region runs from base 44 to 289 and encodes 81 amino acids. The record is from RefSeq and is a predicted model, not a curated record.
GUAUAUUGGUUACCUUCAAAGAUACCAACUGUACCAAGCUGCCAUGUCCAGACCUCAUUUCCAUGAACAGCCAAGUUAUAUGAGAGAUUAUGAGAACCAGAGUAUGAGUAUGUUUUUACCACCAGAUGAAAAUGUGCAGGAACUAGGGGAGAUAAAUAUGGGUUUUGACAGUACGAUAAAUAGAGGACCACAACGGAGACCACCUGUAGAUGACCCUGUCUUUGCACCAGCUGAGCCAACAGAACCAUCAACCGAGGCUACUGAAAUAAAUACAGCAACUGAACAAUAGAUACCUUCUCUAACAGUAUCUUCUACUUACAUUAUAUAUUUUACACUAACAUAAUUGCUCAUUUUGUAUUUUUUGAUAAAUUUUCCAUUUUUUUUUUCUAUUUUUGUCACAUCUUCCCAAAAUAUUACAAUUUUACAUUUUUGAAUUUAAAUUGUUUUUUGUUUUGUUUUGAAUCUCAAAUAUGUGUAUUUUCUAUAAAUGUUGCAUUUUCAAAUUGUUAUAUCUCUGUUGAAUUUAGAAUAUAUAUAUUUUUAUUUGUUAAUUUGUUCAAAUAUUUAUGUAUAUUUUAUUGUAUUGCAAUAGUUAAAAAUCAAAAUCAUAUUUUUUUAAAUAAAUCUGAACACUUAUUUUUCAAACAGAACUUCUUUUUUGAUAAUUGGUUUUCGUAUUGGAGUUUGAAAUCUGUUAUUGCAAAAUCAAUAUCAAUAUAUUUUUUGUAAAAAUUAAAUCUAGUGAUCAAUGAGUCCGAAUCAAAAUCAAUUAAAUUUGUUAUGAAAUAAUUUUAUUAUAGUCUAUUGUUAUUAAAGUUGAAAUUUCAUACAUUCCAAAUAUUUUAUUGUUAGUUAUACAAUUUUUACACAAAUUCUACAAAUUAGGUUGUUAUAUUAUAUUCAUAUCAUAUAUUUUUUUUUAACAAGAUACUAUCAUAAUCCUUUUUCUAAUAAAAUUUAUUUCUUUAAACUUUUUUUUUACCUCUGAUAUCUUCUAUAUGAGUGUUCUGAAAUGUGAUUUAAACUAAUGUUUCAAAAACAAAAUCACUGC